Molecule: messenger RNA, 1707 nt
Organism: Saccharomyces eubayanus
Lineage: Eukaryota; Fungi; Ascomycota; Saccharomycetes; Saccharomycetales; Saccharomycetaceae
Gene: ICL2
Product: methylisocitrate lyase ICL2
Exons: 1
Coding region: 1-1707 (568 amino acids)
Cellular component (GO): mitochondrial matrix
Molecular function (GO): isocitrate lyase activity; methylisocitrate lyase activity
Source: RefSeq, a predicted model, not a curated record
AUGCUGUUCAAUAGAUCGACUUCAAGAACGCUAAAAAAGUUGGUUUCCUCCCCAGGUAAGUCGUUGCGAGCAUACUCUAGCAAGGCAAAAAGUAUCGAGGAUUUUUUAUCGUCAGAAUCAGCGAAAGUAGAAAAAUGGUGGGCUUCAAGGAGAUUCCAAAAUGUUUCUCGUCCUUAUUCCGCCAUUGAUGUUGUGAAGCACCGAGGCAGUCUGCCUGCAAAUACUUCAGUUUACCCUUCAUCGCAUCAAGCUCGAAAACUGUUCAAUUUAUUGGAGGAAAACUUCAAGAGGGGUACGCCGCUUCAUACGUUAGGGGUCAUUGAUCCUGUACAGAUGAGUCAGUUAGCCCGUUGUAAAAAAAUUAAAGUCGCUUACAUUUCAGGUUGGGCUUGUUCUUCUACGUUAGUAGGGUCUACAAAUGAAGUUUCCCCAGAUUUUGGCGACUAUCCAUACGAUACGGUGCCAAAUCAAGUGGAGAGAAUAUUCAAGGCACAGGGAUUGCAUGAUCGAAAGGCUUUCCUAGAGGCCUCCAUCAAAGGCUCUGCCCCUGUUGAUUACUUAAAGCCAAUUAUCGCAGACGCGGACAUGGGUCAUGGUGGGCCAACGACAGUGAUGAAAGUGGCCAAAUUGUUUGCAGAGAAGGGAGCAGCCGCUAUUCACCUUGAAGACCAGAUGGUAGGUGGUAAACGAUGCGGCCAUCUCAGCGGAGCUGUUCUGGUACCUACAGCAACACAUCUAAUGAGGUUAAUCUCUACUAGGUUUCAGUGGGAUAUCAUGGGUACAGAAAAUUUAGUUAUUGCAAGAACCGACUCUUGUAAUGGCAAAUUGUUAAGUUCAAGUAGCGAUCCAAGAGAUCAUGAAUUCAUCAAGGGUAUAAUAAAAGAAAACGUAGUGCCUUGGAGUGAAAAACUGAUUGAAAUGGAAAAUAAGAAGGUUUCUAAUUCUACAAUUUCUGCCAUGGAACAAGAAUGGUACCAUGAAAAUGAACUGUUUACAUUUGAGGAAGCUUUAGCAAAAAGUUUAACGUCAGGCGAAUUUGAAACUUACAAAGCAAAGAAAGAAGAUCUUAUGACGAAUAAGUUAAACAGAACAUAUUUAAGCCUGAGAGAGAUGAAACUUCUGGCCCAAGAAGUCGCGCCAUCUAAAAAAGUUAUUUUUGAUUGGGACGCUCCAAAGACGAAAGAGGGAUAUUACAUGUUCAAGGGUUGCAUAGAAGCGGCCAUCAGAAGAUCUUUAGUAUUUGCACCAUACUCAGACUUGAUUUGGCUGGAGACCAAAACCCCUGAUCUAGAGCAAGCACGUUCGUUUUCAAGUGAAAUCCAUAAGUUUUUCCCGGCUACCAAGUUAGUGUACAAUCUCUCUCCAAGUUUCAAUUGGAGCGCGCACGGAUUCGAUGACAAGGCACUAAAAUCCUUUAUUUGGGACUUGGCAAAAGAAGGGUUUACGCUGCAGUUAGUUUCCCUUGCCGGUCUACAUUCGGAUGGGGUAUCCUUCUGGGAGUUGGCCAACAACUUUCAAAAUGACGGAAUGAAAGCAUACGUCGAACAGGUACAAAGGCGGGAAAAGGAAAGUAACUGCGAUGUACUAACACACCAGCUUUGGUCCGGCGCAGAAUAUGUUGAUUCUUUGAUGAAAGUAGUUCAAAACGGGGCUUCAUCCCAAACUUUAAGUACGUCUGGCGAGAGCUUCACCGAAACACAAUUUUAG